Molecule: messenger RNA, 4590 nt
Organism: Platichthys flesus (European flounder)
Lineage: Eukaryota; Metazoa; Chordata; Actinopteri; Pleuronectiformes; Pleuronectidae
Gene: has2
Product: hyaluronan synthase 2
Exons: 3
Coding region: 1-1659 (552 amino acids)
Biological process (GO): extracellular matrix assembly; hyaluronan biosynthetic process
Molecular function (GO): hyaluronan synthase activity
Source: RefSeq, a predicted model, not a curated record
AUGAAGUGUCAAAGAAUUCAAACCUACCUGCGGAUAUUUGGCACCACCAUGUUUGGCGUGUCUCUCCUGGUAGGCAUCUCCACAGCCUACAUCAUGGGCUACCAGUUUUUCACCACAGCCGGCAAUCACCUAUCCUUUGGCCUGUAUGGCGCCAUCUUGGUUGUCCACCUCGUCAUCCAGAGCCUCUUUGCGCUCCUAGAACACAGGAACAUGAGGCGCUCCCUAGAGACGCCGAUCAAACUGAACAAGUCCCUGGCGCUGUGCAUCGCAGCAUACCAAGAAGACCCGAACUACCUGAGGAAAUGCCUGGUGUCGGUGAGGAGGCUGACGUACCCGGGGAUCAAAGUGAUCAUGGUGAUUGACGGGAACUCAGAUGAUGACUUUUACAUGAUGGAGAUUUUCAAAGAGGUGAUGGGAUGGGACAAAUCGUGCACCUACGUGUGGCGUAGUAACUAUCAUCACAGGGGCCCCGAGGAGACGGAUGAGAGCUACGCUGAGAGCCUUCAGCAAAUCUCCAGGCUGGUGCUGAACAACAAGUGUGUGUGCAUCAUGCAGAAGUGGGGAGGGAAGAGAGAAGUCAUGUACACAGCCUUCAAAGCACUUGGGAGGAGCAUUGACUAUGUGCAGGUGUGUGACUCUGACACCAUGCUUGACCCAGCAUCAUCGAUUGAGAUGGUGAAGGUGCUUGAAGAAGACCCGAUGGUUGGAGGGGUUGGAGGAGAUGUACAGAUCCUGAACAAAUAUGAGUCCUGGAUCUCCUUCUUGAGCAGUGUACGGUACUGGAUGGCCUUCAACAUUGAACGGGCUUGCCAGUCCUACUUCGGCUGUGUGCAGUGCAUCAGCGGGCCUUUAGGAAUGUACCGGAACUCACUCCUGCAUGAGUUCGUCGAGGACUGGUACAACCAGACAUUCAUGGGAUCCCACUGCAGUUUUGGGGAUGACCGUCAUCUCACAAACCGAGUUCUCAGCCUUGGGUAUGCCACCAAAUACACAGCACGAUCAAAGUGCCUCACAGAAACUCCGGUUACGUACUUGCGAUGGCUCAACCAACAGACUCGAUGGAGUAAGUCAUACUUCAGAGAAUGGCUAUAUAACUCCAUGUGGUUCCACAAGCAUCAUCUAUGGAUGACUUAUGAGGCUGUGAUCACAGGCUUCUUCCCAUUCUUUCUCAUUGCCACUGCGAUCCAACUCUUUUAUCAAGGAAGGCUGUGGAAUAUUUUGUUAUUUCUGCUCAUUGUGCAGGCAGUGGCAUUGAUCAAGUCAGCAUUCGCUAGUUGCCUCAGAGGAAACAUUGUCAUGGUAUUCAUGUCGUUCUAUUCUGUACUGUACAUGUCAAGCCUGUUGCCAGCCAAAAUGUUUGCAAUAGCAACAAUCAACAAGUCUGGCUGGGGGACCUCUGGGAGGAAAACUGUAGUAACGAACUUCAUUGGUCUGAUUCCAAUAUCAGUUUGGUUCACUAUCCUCUUCAUUGGGAUUAUCUACACAUUAAUCGUGCAGGCUAAAAAACCUUUUCCUGAAUCAGAAAAAAUAAUUCUGGUCAUAGGGGCAGUUGUUUAUGCCAGUUACUGGGUCAUGCUGUUGACAUUGUAUACAGUGCUCAUAAAUAAGUGUGGGAAGAGGAAAAAGGAAACACACUACGAUAUGGUGCUGGACGUCUGAUUUUCGGUCAUUGUUUACCACUGAACUCUCUUUCUGGGUUGUUUCUCUGUCACAGUGUUAUUGGCAUGCAAAUGUUCUGCAGAUGCAGAGCAGCUCUGGAGGCAAAAUUGUUUGAAAGAACCAGAAUUUAUUGAAACUUGAAUGGCACGAACAUAAAUGGCUGCUCUACUUGAUCUGGCAUUCAUGUUUGUAGAACAUCCGUCUGCUAGCUAAUUAGUUCACUAGAGUGGCUCUCAGCAGAGCAUCUACCAUUUCGAACAUUCAAAAAUAUACUGAUGAUUUUUUUUAAUGAUCAAGAAGCAAACAUAAUUUUUGUCAAUUUUCCAAAAUUGUCUAAAAUUAUCAAUAGUGCAAUGUUUAAGCAAAGUAAUUGGGGGAAAAAACUAACAGGAACAAACUAACUGACACAGAUGAAAACAUUAGUGGAGGUAAUACAUUUCACCAAAAUAUGUUUGGUUGAAUAUCAGCUAGCAUGGGCUAAUGAGCUAACCAGAAAAACUGUAACAAGAGAGCCAGGCUUUGUAACAUUAGCUACCUCUUGUCAUUUUCACUGGGCUUUAGUCUGACAUUACCAACUUAACUCAAGAAAUGUUUAAUUUUCUCACACAUUUUUGACUCAACUAUUGAACCCAGUGGGUAUUAACUUGACCUGUAAGAAUAUUUUACCUCCAGAGCAUCACUGGUACCUCUAAGGAUUGUUUUUACAACCUAACCAGAAACCAAAACCGCAAGUAUAUUUCAAAACAUUGAGGAUUACAUUCCUAACUGUAAUGGCCACGUGUAACAUAUUGUAAACAAAGGAGAUCGGCCAUUUUACCAUUUCAUUAAAAAAAAUCCACAAAAAGUUAAACUACAUGUGUUAAGCGUUUUAUUGUCCUGUUGUUACUUCUGGGACAUUUGCAUUGGUAUAUGUUUCCAGUGGAUUUUUUAUUGAACAGCUACAGUAUAAAUUGGCAAAGACUGAAAAUGUGCAGAAAAGUCUUCAAAAUGCAGAGCUGCUCUCUUUCCUUUUGUUGCACUAAUGGCAUAUGGUUAAGACGCAAACUUUGUAGUAGUUAUCACAUUGUGUGCAUAUAGUUAAAAUGCAUCCAUUUCAACACAAUCAUUUAGAUACAUGAAUAAUUGCAACUGCCAAAUUUCCAGCCCAGUUUCAGGUUGUGUUUGUGAGUAACGUUUUAAAAUUAAUUUAAUUGCAUCACUUCCUUUGGUUUAUGUUUUUUGAAUGUGAAAGGUGAAAAGUCCAUAAAAUCUCCCAUUCGUGGUAACAAAUGGCAACAAAUCUAUAACGUUUGAAAGUGUGGAUAUUUCUAUGUCUUGUCUUUGAACAAUUAUCUUUUAUAUCCAUAUGACGUGAAUGCAGAUUUUUUUUUCUUGUCAGCGUUUACAAAGUGAAGAUUCUCAAACUGAUCACUGAUUGUUAGAUGUGAUCUCCACCAGAUCAGGUUAACAGGCAAACAUGUGACCAGAAGAGAGACAGUGUAUUAAAAUUGCUGCUGUGACUGUUCAUUCUCAUUUAUAAAAUAUGAAUGAUGGAUGUAUUUUGGCAAAGCAGUCUUUAUUGUUCUUUCUACCAAGCUGAAUGAGAAACACCAAGUUGACAUGGUGGACAUGUUCCAAUCCAAAGAUAUCGUGAUUUAUUUACCCUUCCACAUGCCCUUGUCUCUUCCUAUCUUCACAUACUCUAUUGCCUGUUUCUUUGCAUUUUUUAUAACUUGCAGGAUAAGAAGUAAAUGUGAGAAAAAUGUACCUAUUGUUGUGAAAGUACUACCUGAUAAUAGGAAUGUGAAUAGGGGCACUCGAUGGAUGGAUGGAACCAUCAUUUUGGAAUGAAACAAGUCCAGUGUUUGCUAAAGAGCAGGAGCAGACAUGAGUUUAAUUCUUAUGCACUUUUAUGUCUCUCCUGUCAUCCAGUGUGAUGCUUGACGUAAUCAAGAUGAAAUACCUCAGUAGUUCUCUUUGCAUUGCAUCAAGGUGUCAAGAUGCUGUCUAAAGACUGAUGCAUUCUGAAGGUGUCAAGUAAUUUAUGAUCUGUUUGUGGUAUUAAAUAUAAAGGUGUCCUUUUUUUAUAUUCGUUUUCCUAAUGAAGUCAAAGCUGGAUCUCUAUGCCUUGUCGGCCCUUCGCUGUAGCCGUUGACUCAUUGUUAACUUGUAUUUCAAUGCAUUUUUAUAUAUAUAGACAUUUUUAUUCUAUUUUUGCUUAGCUGCCAAAGAUUCUUUAUUUUCAAUUAUGUUUUUUAUAAGAAAUGUGGAAAAAUUGAAUUGUGGUUUCUUUCAACUGUUCUGACAAUGACUUGUGUAUCUGACCAAACAAUGUGAAAUUAUGAGCUGGGGGUUUUGUCUGCAAUAACAACAGUAAAAAUGCAAUUUGUAGGGAUAAGUUAUUGAUAUAUGUUGAACCUGUGUUUUUUUUCUUUUUUUACUUUGUACUUAGAUAAACAACCAGCAUAUUUAUGUAAUAACUUUCUGUGGUUUACAGGAUUCUGUACUUGUAAGAUGCCCUCUGGUAUUCAUAUAAAAACCCAAAGGCUCCAUAUGUUUACACUGCAAAAAAACAACAGAAAAUACAUGAUUUUUAAUAUAUACAGCAUGAAAAAACUUUUUUUACAACUGCUAGAAUUUUUGCAGUGUUGAAACCAUAUGUGUAUCCGGUGUUAGGUUUUUGAUACAAUAAACAAUAAAGCCAAAGCAGACUAAAAACGUUCAUCCAAAAACAUUUGCACAAAAACUACAAACUAUGUAUGUUUUAAAGUUUAGAAGUGCCUUACUAAGCAAAAAAAAAAAUUCAAAUGUAUUUAUACAUUCUGUUUCAAGGUUUUAAUGAACGAGAUCAACAGAUGAACCACGAGGUCGUCUUCAAGCCAAACUCGUCAUGGGCAGUAUCAGUAUCCUAAAGCACUUUUGUGUUGUGCCAAAUAAAGUAAAUUGUUUUAA